GGAGGUACGGUAAUUGGUAGUGCUAGAUGUAAAGAUUUUCGAGAAAGAGAGGGUCGUGUUAAAGCAGCCCAUAAUCUUAUUAAAAAUAACAUCACUAACCUGGUGGUAAUUGGUGGAGAUGGUAGUUUAACUGGUGCUAACCUGUUCCGACAGGAAUGGUCCAGUUUAUUAGAGGAACUUCAUUCUAGAGGAAUGAUCUCAAUGGAAGAAAGAAUCGGAUGUCAGGAUCUGAAUAUCGCAGGAUUGGUUGGUUCCAUUGACAAUGAUUUCUGUGGAACUGACAUGACUAUUGGUACCGACUCGGCAUUACAUCGUAUCAUAGAAUCCGUUGACGCCAUUACAACUACUGCUUCAAGGUAA
Lottia gigantea (owl limpet) is the source of this 360-nucleotide messenger RNA. RefSeq lists its product as hypothetical. Gene Ontology annotation, biological process: canonical glycolysis; fructose 1,6-bisphosphate metabolic process; fructose 6-phosphate metabolic process. NCBI's taxonomy places the organism in Eukaryota, Metazoa, Mollusca, Gastropoda, Lottiidae. The annotation marks the transcript as partial. Gene Ontology annotation, cellular component: 6-phosphofructokinase complex. Gene Ontology annotation, molecular function: identical protein binding; AMP binding; fructose-6-phosphate binding. The transcript has 2 exons. The record is from RefSeq and is a predicted model, not a curated record.